Molecule: messenger RNA, 1242 nt
Organism: Eremomyces bilateralis CBS 781.70
Lineage: Eukaryota; Fungi; Ascomycota; Dothideomycetes; Eremomycetales; Eremomycetaceae
Product: mitochondrial import protein Pam17
Exons: 2
Coding region: 240-902 (220 amino acids)
Biological process (GO): protein import into mitochondrial matrix
Cellular component (GO): PAM complex, Tim23 associated import motor
Source: RefSeq, a predicted model, not a curated record
ACACCAUUAAUUAUUGAUCUGAGAUGAUGUCAUUUGACUAGGGCUGGAUGCCUACUGAUGCCUCAGGCAUGAAUUUAAUAUUCACGUGAUCUCGUGUUCUAUCAUGGUCUAUCGGACAUCAUUAGAACUUCACUCAGUCAGAUUCAUGCAACUGAGAGGAAAUACCUGAACAGAACAACAUCAAUCUUGCUGGAAUCACUUGCUGGAUCAUUACCAUGCUGUCCAUAACUCCAGUAUCAAUGGCCUGUCGGCCAUCACCCCGUCAUUUCGCGAAAGCCAUAUCAACCGCACGACCGGUUCUGUCUUCCAGAUCAUCGUGCAUUCGACGACAACCGUAUUCUGCCAAUCAAGCAUCGCAGCAGCCCUUCCGACCGAUAUCUCUGCAAUGUACCAGGACAUACUCUGCAUCCGCUACGACUCCUCCUUCCCAAUCUGUGGAGACCAAGUUAACCUGGAACCGAUUCCUUGAGCUGCGAAAACAUCGACGAAGAUACGGUCUGACCGCCUCGGUGGUAUUUGGCGUGGGAUGUGUAACGGGAGGCACCUCAUUCAUACUUUCAAGAGACCUGGAGGCGGCUGCCGCACAAAUGGUCGGGCUUGACCCCUUCAUCGUGAUGGGCCUUUCCACCAUGGGGUUGGGAGCAGUCGGCUGGCUUUUAGGACCUCUUCUUGGCAACGCUCUAUUCAAUAUCAUGUACAGGAAAUACCUACCCGAUUUUGCUUUGAAAGAAAGAGAGUUCUUCAAUCGCAUCAAGAAAUACCGAGUCGAUCCAAUCUCUUCAUCGGUGUCGAAUCCCGUCCCGGAUUAUUAUGGUGAAAAGAUCGGCAGCGUGGCGGGCUACCGGCAGUGGCUGAAGGACCAGAGAGCGUUCAAUCUCAAGCGCGGAAAGUUGACGUUUUGAGCUGGGAGAACCGUCCAUGCGACAAAUGGCAUCUCUACACUAUUGCUUCUCUUCAUGGCAUUGGAGUCACGGCGUUGGACUUCCCAUAAUCAAAGGGAUCACCUGUAUUUCCUUCGACCGUCGAAUAUGGAGGAAGGAUAGUGGGUAUUUCCAUGAAUGGGCUCCAAGAAGAGUCGGAAGCGACACGUCGGCCCACCCUCCCGAUCUUCAACAGAAGAGAAGAGAAUCCUUACGAAACGUGGGAUUAUGAUGCGGGGGGUGGAUCUUUUGUUUCUACAUUACCUACCGUGUUGAGAACCAUGUAUCACGUCUUUAUAGCAUAAAGAAGUUGCAAUUGAUU